AAAAAAAAACUCCCCGGAUACUGACUAGGCUGAGACCGGCUCGGAACUUUCUAGAAAAGUCGCGGCUUGCCUUUUGCCUUCUGUGUGAGAGGAAGCGGCAGGCUGCUUGCUCGGCUCCCUCAAGCGCUAGACCUCGUGUGGUAUUUUUUUAAAAAAAAUUCUCGGCCGGCGGCGCGAGCGUAUGGUGAGUGAGGGCCGGAAAGGGGCCGCUUCAGCCUCUUCUCCCCACCCCCCCAAAAAAAUUACCCCACCGACGCCCGCUUUUCCCACACAGAACGGGCGGGCAGUUGCGCGGCUGCUCCCAACCCCCCUCCCCUCUCCGCUUGUGUGAGGAAAGGGGGGAGGGGGAGGGGAUCUGGCGCGCGGCUGGUCAGCUGACGCCGGCAUGGCGUGGGGAGGGGGGGGAGAGGAGGGGGGAAAUGUGACUGAACUUUCCCUAAGGAGGGAAUGUGAGACGGUGUGGGGAGGAGGGGGGGCUGGUUGGGCCGUUGGUGUGGAGGGGGGGGGUUGCCUAGAAGCCGGUCGUGACCGUUUUCCAGGUAGGACUUCUCAGGAGGAGAGCCCCUUGAAGCACAAAAGAGGUGUGGGGGUGUGAUCAGCUGUGGGGUGAUUUCUCUUCCUAAGCAUGGAGUUGGUGCUCGCCCCCUUUUCCGUCUGUAGGGGGAAGGGUUGGGGGAGGGGGGGAAGCAGGAAGAGUCUCUCGUCAGAUGUCGUGAGCUGCCCUGUGGUCGUCAGACAGAGGGAAAAGUACAGAUUUAAUAAAUGCAGUGGUACCUCGGGUUACAGACGCUUCAGGUUACAGACUUUGCUAACCCAGAAAUAGUACCCCGGGUUCAGAACUUUGCUUCAGAAUGAGAACAGAACUCUUGCUUCGGCAGUAUGGCAGCAGCUGGAGGCCCCAUUACCUAAAGUGGUGCUUCAGCUUAAGAACGGACCUCCGGAACGAAUUAAGUACGUAACCAGAGGUACCACUGUAUAAAGAUGGGCAUUUCUCUGUAGUGGUCUCAGGUUGGGUGUGAAUUUGUGAGGUGGUUGUGGGGGGCCGGGGAGGCCAAGGUUGUGGGAUGGAACUUCCACCUCCCCGCCAAUAAAGGUGCUUUUGAGGGGUUUGGUGGGGGAGGGGUUGAGAAGCCCACUUGUCAUGUGGAAGUGUGAAGUAUACAAGGGGUACCAUAUUGCUAUUUUGUAGAGAAGUUUGGUUAGCUUGGGGUGAGGGAAUUCCCUUUUAAGGUAAAAGCUAUUGGCCUGAUAGCCCUAAAAGAGUUUGCUUUCAUAAGCAUUUGGGAGACAGGAAUGCUGAAAUUAUGAGAGAGACUGGAAAUACCUCUAGCUUACUGUGUUUGUUUGAUGUAUUUUUCAUGUUCUUAUUUGUCAGUGUUAUCCUUCCCUCCAUGUUGCAGGUAUCAGCUGAACCAUGGUGAAGGAGACCACAUAUUAUGAUGUGCUUGGGGUAAAGCCCAAUGCCUCCCAAGAGGAGCUGAAGAAAGCUUAUAGGAAAUUGGCACUGAAAUAUCAUCCUGAUAAGAAUCCUAAUGAGGGCGAGAAGGCAAGUGUGCAAGCCCCUUCCCUACCACAGACAUUUUGCCAAUUAGUUUUGUGAAACAUGCUUUAUCUGCUAGCUACUUGUCGGUAUUGUACCUAAUGGCUGUGAAUUUAGAGUGGGUUGGGUUCUGGUACCCAGGCAGUAAUACAUAUCCUCUUCCCAGAAUGGGCAUAACAGUCUGAUACUGAUACAAUAGACAUGUCUAGGUCUAUUGCUUCAUACUAUUAGUUUGAGCAUGUGACAUACUUUAGAAUUUGGAGGUGGUGAGCAGAGAGCUAAUAUUGCUAAAUGAGAAGCUAUUGGUACUUGUGCACCUUCUUAUAUUUUAUAACUUACUUUGCCUCUUGUGCAAAACAACCCCUCUAUAGUGCGAAAUGGUUAUCAGAACAUUGAUCAGUUCAAGGCUUUUUAAGACUAAACACCUUUGUCUUUUGCUUUUAAGAAGCUUUGAAAAGCUUAAAUGCAAAAGCAUGACUGCUGUCCUUGCAAAUUCUGAAGGUUCACAAAUGGAAAGGCUGACCAUCUUAACCUUUAGAAAUUUCACAUCGACUCCAAAUAUGAUUUAAAAGGCCUGACUUUAGUCUUGAACAGCCAGCUGGAUUUCUGUGGAGCAUUACGUUCAGAUAGUGGUGCUAAAGAAAUGUUACAAUAGUACAGGUAAUCUGUGAAUAUUCUGUAAAGAGGUUAAACUUUUCUUUUUAAUCUUGUAGUUCAAACAGAUUUCCCAAGCCUAUGAAGUACUUUCUGAUCCUAAGAAAAGAGAUUUGUAUGAUAAAGGUGGUGAACAAGCUAUAAAAGAGGGUGGUACUGGAAGCAGCUUUGGGUCACCCAUGGAUAUAUUUGAUAUGUUCUUUGGAGGUGGUGGAAGAAUGCAAAGAGAAAGGAGAGGUAAUGUCCAACUUUUUUUGAACUAGUUCAUGCAAGUGAUUGUAGUUCAACCAAUAAAAGCAGAUUGCAUGGGCAAAGAGAACAGAUGAGAUUUCCAUUUGAAAGUGAAGGUGGCCCACUCAUUUAGCUGCACCUUAUUAAUAUCAUGAGUUGCUUUGGUGACUCCAGUUAAAAUAAAUCCCAAUCUUAAGGACUUAAAUUUUAUUAAAAUAUCCAUUUGUAGUACUUAUAAAGUGCUUCAAAUUCUAGUUUCUGAUAUUUGAAAGUUACUAAUGUGGAACAUCAGGUAUAUAAAUGAUAAAAGUUGAGCUACAAAGAGUGUUGUUGUUUUGUUAAAAACACACAAUAAACACCUUACUUACAUAGCAUCCCAAAAGAGUUUUCUGACUUGAUGUAAGCUAUUCAUGUUUACUUGGAAAUGUUCCACUAAGUUCAAUAUAUUACUAUUUCGUAAAUGUGCCUGAUGUGCUAGAUCUGCCAUGUUACUUCUCCCCAGCCCAUUUGGAUUGUUCUGUCCAUUUCUCAAGAAAUCCACCUUUCCCUGGUUAGAUCAGGCAGCACAGAACUCCCUCCCUUACAGUGGGAUCAGGGAUCUUGCUUAAUGUCAAUUAGCAGUGAUCAUAGUUGAAACUUACCGUAGAAUGGCUUCCCAGGUUGGAGAAAAUGAAUUUGAAAGUUAAAAUGUAUUGGUAAGCAAGAAUUUGAUGGAUAUUGGAAAACAUAACCUGAACUGAAAUACAAUCAGAUGCCAAUCAUAUUGGUCCUCAACAAAAUGCCUUUCCUUACAGGUAAAAAUGUUGUCCAUCAGUUGUCAGUUACUCUAGAAGACUUGUACAAUGGAGCAACGCGAAAACUGGCUCUACAGAAGAAUGUCAUUUGUGACAAAUGUGAAGGUACACUGAUAAACUUUUGUUCUUUGGGAUGAGGGAGGUGAAAAGUCAUAUUGGAGACAGUGCAGUUGUAAAGGGAGGGAAAUAAGCAUGUAGUGAUCUUGUGCUUAGUUUCUUUGAUGCUGUUUUCUAGGCCGAGGCGGCAAGAAAGGUGCUGUGGAAUGCUGCCUUAAUUGCCGAGGAACAGGCAUGCAAAUUAGAAUUCAUCAGAUAGGGCCUGGAAUGGUUCAGCAGAUCCAGUCUGUCUGUAUGGAAUGUCAGGGCCACGGGGAGCGCAUUAGUCCCAAGGACAGGUGUAAAAGCUGCACUGGAAGGAAGAUUGUUAGAGAGAAGAAAAUCCUGGAAGUCCAUAUUGAUAAAGGUAUGUGUCUCAUUUUGGGUCUCUAGUUUUAAACCCAAUUAUUUUUGAGGGAGCAAGUAUGGAGAAUGCUCACAAAAGUUACAGAAGAAUUGCUGCUGCUAUUGCAGCCUACUUGGUAAUACAAGUAGCCUGCAGGUAAUUUAGCCAAACACCUGAUAUGAUCUGGAUAAGUUGAAGAAUUGCAUGAGAAUCUCCACAGUCAAGAAACAUAGUUCUGUGGAAAACAACGCAGUUGUUCCUUUUAGCAGCCCUGUUGGAAGCCCCAGACCUGCAAGUAAGGCAGUGAAAUAAGCCAACCUACAGACAAGAUAAGUGUUUCUGCAUGCUUAGAUACCUGGAGAAUACAAAAAAUGCAAAUUUUCUGGGCAACCAGGAAUUUGGGACCUGCCCCAAAGCUUGGAACACAAAGUCAAAGGCAAAAGGAUGUGCCUCUGCUGUCUCUGUUCAGCUCCCAAAUCUUCAAGAGGUGACAGAGCCACCAAGCUGCCACAGAGACAAGUCAGUGCAUCUUCCCCUUCCCUCUUCAACUUGAAGCCAGAGAGAUGAUGUAAAUGUUUGUUUUGGCUUACUGCUUGCUCAGGUAUUGGGAGGAAGCUUUGGGUUUGUUUCACUCACCAGAAGCUGGCUGAGCACUGGCCAUGAGAUUGUCACGCCCUGAAGGUUGAAAUAUUCUCACUGCCACAAAUACCAGGCAACUGGGGAUGAGGAGAAUGGUGUGCCUAAGCCAUUAACAUAGUAUUCUGGAGGAGUGUUGGAGAACGCUUUAUAGGAGUUCUGAGGGAGAAUUAUUAGGCUUGGAGGAGGUGUUUCAUUCUAGGUUAACUUCUGGACUUUCAGUUGUGAUGGAAGAAAAGCUUCCAACAACUUAAGUUUCUUUGGGUGGUUGGGAAAAGGGUUUCAAAAUAGGGUUGGUAGAUGUGAACCAUGAGGUACAUGUCUCUCCUAAACUCCCCCAUAGCCAUAGGAAAGGGAAGAGUAUCCCUUGCAGGGUUGAAUCUACAUGAACAGCUUGUAGCUUUACUAACCCUGAACCUCUGUAACCAGCACAGUAGGGAAAUGGUGUAAUGGUGUUAGACUGCUAAAAUGCAGAACUGAAUGAGGAGGAAGCUAUUUAAAAUCUGGGGGAAUUGAAAUAUAUGCAAUACUUACUUCACUGCUUUAACAAUAUAAAAUCAUAAUUUGAAACGUAAGAGAUUUACAUGCUAAUGGUUUGGUACAUUUAUGAAAUUUAUUGAACACUCCUAUACAUUUACUUGGAUAAUCGUAGACCAUAAUGAAUGUUAACAAGUGCCUAAAGGUAAAGGGACCCCUGACCAUUAGGUCCAGUUGUGGCCGACUCUGGGGUUGCGGUGCUCAUCUCACUAUUGGCUGAGGGAGCUGGCAUACAGCUUCCGGGUCAUGUGGCCAGCAUGACUAAGCCACUUCUGGCGAACCAGAGCAGCGCACGGAAACGCCGUUUACCUUCCCGCUGGAGCAGUACCUAUUUAUCUACUUGCACUUUGACAUGCUUUCGAACUGCUAGGUUGGCAGGAGCAGGGACCGAGCAACGGGAGCUUGCUCCGUUGCGGGGAUUCGAACCGCCAACCUUCUGAUCGGCAAGUCCUAGGCUCUGUGGUUUAACCCACAGCGCCACCCGUGUCCCUAACAAGUGCCUACAAGAGGCAUAAACAGGAAAACCUGAAAGAAUUUAGAAGAUUAGGUGGAAACCACACUAUAGUGGAGUGUUGCAUGAUGGAAGAUGAGUGAUGACUUCCAUUAAUUAUUUGGCUCGUAUCCAUCCUGUCUUACCACUCAUACCACAGACUCACUUCUGGAACUGGACUUCCUCUUCCUCUCUUUUCUGGAGCUGAUUUUGGGGAGACAAUAAGGAGAAUAGAGGAAGUCCCAUUGCCCAAGGAGAGUGCCAAUUGUGCAAUGCGAGAUACUACCCCUUUGCUUUGGGUGUUGUGUGGGACCCCCUCUUCUGGAGUUAGUUUUGUUUUUGUUCUUGAAGUUAUGUAUUGGUUGAAAAGUAAAUUUUUAAAAAGAUAUGAGAUGGAAGAUGUUCACCUAGUUCUCACAUUAAUUGUGGGUACAUAGUGGUUCCUAAGAGUUGUGGGAGAGUUCUGUGUCUGUCAUAGUUAGUGUUCAGAAAUUUGGCUUUGGUGGCUGUUUAAAUCUUGCUUUUCAUUGGAGGUUGGAAUCGCAAUAUGACUAAUGCUGUACAGCUUUAGUACAAAAGCUUUGGGAAACAUAUUAAAACAUUUUUUAUUCUACCUUAAUAAAAGUUUUAAUAUGUUUCCCAAAGCUUUUGUACUAAAGCUGUACAGCAUUAGUCAUAUUGUGAUUCCAACCUCCAGUGAAUACUUUGAGUGUGUAAAUAAUAAAUUUAAAAGGCAUAAAAAUCAGGCAGAGCUGCAGGUAGAAUAUAGUCCAUAAUGCAGAAAGCCUAACCAAAAAGCCAGUGAGGAAUAGUAAUACCUGUUAAUGUCUAUAAUGCCAUGAUAUUUUUGUGCUAUUUUUCCAUCUUACAUGGUGCUUUUGCAAUAGGAAUGAAAGAUGGUCAGAAGAUAACUUUUCAUGGUGAAGGUGACCAAGAACCAGGAUUGGAGCCAGGAGAUAUUAUCAUUGUCCUGGAUCAAAAGGACCAUACUCUGUUUACAAGGUAAAUUUGUGAUCGUACUGCUAUAGCAAUUUUAACUAUGUUAAUAUGUAAGGGCUGGUUUUUAUAUGUGUAUGUUGCCAGUCUCAGGGUUUGUUUAUUGGAUCAGAGGAAGCUAUAGUUGGAGAAUAAGGUUUUAAUAAUUCAGUGAGAAUAGAGGAUAGCCAUAAAGGAGCAAAGUUAAAAAUCCAAUCAUUACUCUUAGAGAUGGGGCAGCUACUAUAGGUCUUCAGGAGUAACAGAUGUAAAUUAGGCGGUGGGGAAUCACUUUUGGCUGGAGUACCAGAUCUAAAAGUGACCAGGCCUUCAAUGAACCACAGUAAUAGGUAUAGUUUACUGUGCUCCUGAUUGUUCUUUUGCCGCCAUGGCUCAUGUUUAAAUUUGGUGCCAAACGCACGACACAUCUGCAAAGGAACCACUGGGAACAUAAGCUGAUUCCCAGUGGUUCCUUUGUAGCUGUGGAUUUACCUGUGAUGUGCCUGAUGAAAAAAAUCUGAAAACAAGCUGUUCCUUGAUACAAAUCUAGCCACAAGAUUCUGUAGCUUGGGAGUACUUUCCCCACUGACUGCUAAUAUAGAAGACAGAGAUAGUAAGUGGUUAGUGUAGGGAAGCCUCAUUGCUUGAUAAACCCUCAGUCUUCAGUGUGCAUUAGUAUCCAUGGUGGUGGGUGGGUGCAGUUUUGCCAUGCUUUUGUCACCACAGGUGCGAAUAAGAAAACUGGUAGAAAACCUUGCUAGUUGGUAAAAUAGUCAUCUGUACUGGGCGAUACUGACUUGCUUUAAAGCAGGCUUGGGAGAUGUGGUGAAGCUCUGAAAAUCGGGGUGACUGGAUGUAGUUGCUUUUCAGUUUAAUACAUUACGUUCACAUCCAUAGUAUCCAUUAUAGCAAAGCUAACCACUUAGAAAUAGAACAGACAUAGAAACAUGACCACCCCACCCCACCCACUACUCCCCCCCUUUCCCCUUUUCUUCCUAACCUAACAUUGUAUGUAACAUUAAUGUCUCAUAACAAAUGCAACUGAAUUGUAGAAAUCAUAACUUGAAGAACAAGGCAUCACACUGUUUUUGUAUGCUUAAGAAAUCUUUAAUAAAAAACAUUAAAAAAAUAAAAAGAAAUAGAACAGACAGCUGCAAUAGCAUUUCCCGCCCCUCCCCCCCUAAAACUGUGGGUCUUCAAAGGCCCUAGGAUCAGAAUAAACUAUGGGGUACUUCCAGUCCUGCAGGAGUAAGAGUUGCUUCUACAACAAAAUGUGUAAAGACUGUAUGAGUGAAGUUCUCAGAACUGUGUUAAGGAUUUGAACUUAACUCAGGAGCAGCCAGUGUUGUGCCCUCCAGAUGUUGCUGAACUACAGCUCCCCUCACACCUCACUGUUGACUAUGCUAGCGGGGGGCUGAUAGGAAUUGUAGUCCCAGCACCACUUGGAAGGCAUCCUGUGGCAGAUAGUUCUUUGUCUCUACAGACGAGGUGAAGACUUGGUCAUGAGCAUGGAUAUCCAACUAGUUGAGGCACUGUGUGGUUUUCAGAAGCCAAUUACAAUGCUGGAUAAUCGAACCAUAAUCAUUACUUCUCAUCCUGGUAAGUAUUAAGAACAGGUAUUUUGGUAUAUUUUCCUAUUGCUUACUUUGGGUGGUAAAACUUCCAAGUAAUAUUUUGAGCUAAUAAUCACAUGAAAAUGAAAUGCGCUCAAAUCUAUGGAAUACAGACUUGUGACACAACAAAUACUGUAUGUCAAACCUAGUAGUGAAAUACCAGCUGCCGAGAUCCACAAGUGAGGAGGGUGGUGUUGCACUCAAGUCUUGUGUGAGAGCUUUCACCAUCUGGUUGGCCCUGUGAGAUCAGGAUUCUGGUGGUUCUUUGGCUUGAUGUUGCAGGGCUCUUAAUGUCUUAGAAAAUUAUAGCGGUGUACAAAUAGUAUUUCAGUGAUAAGACUCCUAUUGCCUUGGAGAAAUGUCACCAUCACUUGCAGCUGUUCUUUGACAUGAUAAAAUGGAAAUAAAGUUUGCAAAUAGAUGUUGGAAGUACUCUUAAUACAAUACUGAACAUUAAUCCCGGUUUGAUUUGGAAGCAAAGAUCUCUUCUGUUCGCCGGUUUCCACUUCCAAUACUUGGUGAUAUCUGUGCAAAGUGAAGUUUCACUACACUUUUCUGCAUGACAUAGCUACUUCUGCAUGGUUGUUUGGGCAUCUUCAUUCUCUCUUGCCUUGCUAUAUCUAUUAAAUUUUAAGCAUUUUUCACAGGGAAUAGUCUUACUACUCUGCACAGAGAGUAGUAGAAUGCUAAUAAAAACAGGUUUAUUGAUGAGGAUAACCCUUUAUCCUUUUGAUUCUUAGGUCAUAUUGUUAAACAUGGAGAUAUUAAGUGUGUACUGAAUGAAGGAAUGCCCAUCUAUCGCAGGCCAUAUGAAAAAGGCCGUCUGAUCAUUGAGUUCAAGGUAAGAUGCAGUUGUCAAAAGCCACCGAUUAAAUGAAAUUUAUUCAGUAAAGCAGCUUCUACUCAUGUUAGAAAAUACUGCCAUGUGAGGUUUAAUAUACUGUGCUUUAAAAGAAAAAGUUGACAUUAAUUUACAUAGCUACGCAAAUGUGCCUUCUGCUUGCGAAUAUCUGCCUGCCAAACCGUAUUGUAUACACACACCUAUCUAGAGAUGUAAUAUGCAUGCAGUGCGCUAAUAGUGUGCCCUAAUUUCAGGUGAUCUUUCCAGAUGGUGGCUUCCUUUCCUCAGAUAAGCUGUGUCUAUUAGAAAAGCUGCUACCUCCAAGGCAAGAAGUGGAAGAAACUGAAGAUGCGGAUCAGGUAGAGUUGGUGGACUUUGACCCAUCUCAGGAAAGAAGACAACAUUACAAUGGGGAAGCCUAUGAAGAUGAUGAGCAUCAUCCCAGAGGUGGUGUCCAGUGCCAGACCUCUUAAAAUGGCCUCAUGAUUCCCCUUGUGCUGCUUACCCUGUAUGUCAGUUGUGGAUGAGUGAAGGACUAAAUUUGCUAAACUUUCUCUCAAACUUGCCAUCAUCCCUGUAAUAUUUAAAACAUAGUUGUUUUUAAAUCAAGUUAACAAAUUUAAAUCAGUAAAAUGCUACACUUCAAUCAAGUUGGAAUGAUGUUCAUAUUUCCGUAUGACCUCUUAAGGAAACUAGAAGCCACUUUGCUCUGGCUUUUUUUAUUUUGUGCAUUGUAAGUGUAUUGUGUGCAAACGCACUGGCUUAGUAUUCAGUGAUUUCUGUUUAGUAUUAUAAAUUAUAUUCCCUUUGAAGUAAUGCACAUGUAUUUAUGAUUCAUGUUUAAAAUGUGAAAUUAAAGUUUUGUAUUCAUCUGCUCCUAGAAUAAGUUGGUGUGUUUUGGAUGUAUUGUGGCUGGUUGAGACUUCACAAGACACUGUCCUGUGCUGGAAAGUAAAAGCCCCCCCUCCACCCCCAGCUUUAGCUAGAAUGCUGUGCAAACAUGCUCUGUUAAUUUUAUACAGGAUCUUAACAUGGCUAAUGGGUGAAAGGUGUUGAAAAUUCAGCCUGCCUAGUGCUUAUGUAUGAUGAAGAUCAGAAUGUUCAGGCUUGCUGUGAACAGGAAAUACUUGGCACCUUGAACAAUGGCAACCAUGCAACUGAAAGCAGCAUGAUUAUUCUUGGACUAAAGGCAGAAAAAUAUAUAGUAUCUACAACUUUAAAUAGGAAAGGUGGACCAUUUGAACUUAUUAAUAUUUAUCUUUAAGUGAGCCUAUUAACAAUAUUCAAGUUCUUAGACUGCAUGAGUACUUCUAGAAAAUCCCUAACUCUGACACUGAACUAGUGUCAAAAGAAUUCCGAUAGUUUUGUGUGAAGUUUCUUAUAAGGGCUACCUCUACAAUUAGCCAUUUCAACAUGUUAACUGGUUUUAUAACUAAAUGGGAUAUAGCUUACUAAAAUGGCUUGAUAUUCCAGUUCAUAGCUGGGCCUUGAUAACUAAGCCAGGGGCUUAAUAGAUUCAAGUGCCUCUUGAGACUCAGCUCUACCUAAGCUGACACUUGAUUAAUUUUUUUUUAAGAAUUCCAUUGCAAACAUCCCUAUUAUAAGAAUGAGCCCAGCACAUAGUGCAUCAUGCUGUACAUACAGAGCAAGUGAGCUAACAAUAGCAGUCUAGUUUUUCACAUCCAUGAUCUUAUAUUUGAGGUUUUGAUCUAUGACUUCUUUCUAGUCUCUAGUCUGGGGUUUGAUUAAGCUGUAUAGCAAAUUAUCAUGGUCCCUGUGAUAAGGAUGAGUUAGUUUAAUUGAGUAUGUUACUUCUAAAAAAUGCUUGCAUAUUGUACUUCAAACAUGAGUUUCAACCUAUAGGGGGAAUAAAUACUGUCCUUACUUCUAACAG
Messenger RNA from Podarcis lilfordi (Lilford's wall lizard), 10647 nucleotides. The record is from the annotation of a GenBank genome assembly. NCBI's taxonomy places the organism in Eukaryota, Metazoa, Chordata, Lepidosauria, Squamata, Lacertidae.